GGUGACUUUUGCCCGUUGAUUUGGACCUUCGGACAAUUAAAACCCACAAGCUAUAAAAACAACAAAAUUGUCUAUGUCCUCCCCACACACGAGUAGAUAUGUUUUGGGUGAAGACAAUUUCCGUGUUCACUUGGAUUUUGGCGGUGGACUGUACCAUACCUUCCUAUAUUAAGGUGUGCAGCAAAAACGAUCCUCACAUAGAUGUUUGUAUCAAAGAAUCUAUCAGUUAUUUGAGGCCCCAAUUAGCAAGCGGUAUUCCAGAAUUAGAUGUACCGAGUCUCGAGCCGUUGGUCAUCGAUCAUUUCCAAGUUAACAGUGGGAGGGACCAGGCUAGGAUUAAUCUGGGAGUGAAUGAUGUGAAAAUAUGGGGUGCAUCAAAAUUCGACAUUACGGAGGUGAAAGUGGAUGAAGCCCAACUCUCUUUUUUCGUAAAGGUGUUAAUACCUCACCUUUACUUCGAAGCGACUUAUGAUCUCGAUAUGCAAAUGUUGGUACUGUCCUACAAAGGAAAGGGUCCUAUGUCUGGCAAUCUGACCGAUAUGGUGCUAACAUUUCAAUUGAACGGCGAAAUAAUUAACAAAAAUGGCGUCCAAUACUUGCACUUUCCCAGAGUAAAAAACGGCAUGACCCUUGGAAAGAUCGAAAUGUCUUUUGGUGAUGAAAAAUUCAAAUCCGAGGUUUUGGGCAAGGGCAUCAACCAGGUGCUGAUGGAGAACGGCGAUAUGAUCGCUGAGCAGUUUGCUCCUGGUCUGGCCGAAGCUUGUGAAGGACUUUUUACGGAUAUAGGAAAUCAUAUCACCGAAGCUUUUCCAUACGAAGAGCUGUUUCCGCUUUAGCCCUUAACCUAACGAAAAUAACCUCACAAAAUUCUCUUAAAUAUUGUACCUCAUAAUAUAUUAUCACCAGACAGAAAAUAAUUAAUGAAAUUAUAUUUUGGAUUAAAACAGCAUUGGGAGCUCUAGAAAAAAGAUCAAAAUUAAUCAUCAUGUUUUAUAUAAUACCUGUUUUAUAUAAUACCUACCUAAUUCCUACAUAACCAGUAAUUAGGUACUCAAGUAAGUACUAAAAGUACUAAAUAUGACUGGAAUUUCACAUUAAAACAAACUUUUCAAAUCCCCUAUCAUACGGUGCUGUAGAAUAUAUUUUAAAUAUUAAUAUUAUCAAUAAUAAAUAUUAUUUCAAAUACUAAAAUCCUUUUAAUCAUGUUACUACUUUUCCGAAAGUCUUAAGCUGAUAAUUGGUUGCAUGCUUCGAAUAUUUUUACUAGGUUAUCAGAUCCAAAGUGAAAUCGUUUUAUUUUCUCAUUUAACAACAUUUAACCAUUGUUAAGAAGAAAACAUUUAUCCCAAGUUACCAAUUAUUUUUUAUUAUUAUUUUUGUCCGUUUGUCUCGUUCGCUUUGCUCGUUUCGCCAAUACGUUACUUACUAGUAGUUACAAAUAUUGCAAUUAUUUUGUUCAAUUUUUUUAUUUUAAAAAUUUUGUGGACCUACGGUGAAUGUGCCAUAUAAGAAAAGAGAUUGAAAUUCAUUUUGAUGUGUGAGCAAAACUGGAUUACAAAGUUCCAUUAUAAGAAAAGCAAAGCCAACAGUAAAACUCUGGCUAAAAAUUUGAUUCGAUUUAAUCCAAAUUAAUUUUUUUGUUUUACUCUUAUUAAUGAAAUAUGCUAUUGGAAAGAUACGAAUAAAGAGUGCAUGAAAAACGAUUGUUUGUUGAGUAAGUUAUUUAUUCACAAAGACAAUUUCUUUAAUAUGAACCAUAUAAAUAUAUAAUAUAUAUACCUGGAGGUUUUUGAACAUACGGAAUUUAAAAAUACUAACGGCAAUGUUGUAAAAUUUCUGGACCAUAUUUUGAAUUCUGGGAUGUUAAGAAUUUUUUAAUUUACGAUGAUUAAUAUGACAACACUGUUGUACUCAGUUUUGAAUUUUGUCUUUCAAAAAUUCCCAAAUAUUGAAUUUCCAACUUUCCAGUUAUGAAAUUAUUUAAGCGUUACUAACCCGGUUUAAAAUGACCCUUUGGCAAUCGAACUAUUUUAGACAGUAUUUUCUAAUUUCUUUAAUUUUUCCUAUCCCAAUGUAUUUGUGAAUUACCUUUUUUCUCACCCUGUAUAUUAAAGGUAAUCAUAAACAAAAGGACAGCUAAGCUAAGGAAAUAUAUAGGUAACUACCUCACAAAUAGAUAUAUCGAUUAAACUAAAUUUUGCACCAAAUUUUUUAUAUUUAUCCUUUUGCAGAAUUAUUUUUACUCUUUGAAAAAUUGUCUGUAAUAACUAUAUUUGUAAUUAAUAAAUAACUUCUGAUGACAA
This is a messenger RNA of Cylas formicarius (sweet potato weevil), 2303 nucleotides long. RefSeq names its product putative beta-carotene-binding protein. The record is from RefSeq and is a predicted model, not a curated record. Lineage: Eukaryota; Metazoa; Arthropoda; Insecta; Coleoptera; Brentidae. Bases 99 to 836 code for a protein of 245 amino acids. The transcript is spliced from 4 exons.